Molecule: messenger RNA, 2111 nt
Organism: Aedes albopictus (Asian tiger mosquito)
Lineage: Eukaryota; Metazoa; Arthropoda; Insecta; Diptera; Culicidae
Product: acid phosphatase type 7
Exons: 5
Coding region: 315-1670 (451 amino acids)
Molecular function (GO): acid phosphatase activity; metal ion binding
Source: RefSeq, a predicted model, not a curated record
AAAUAUAGCUGCUUGAUGCAUAUACAGGAAUAAGUAGAGCAUUCUCAUCCAGAUGUGAAAGCGAUAAUCGUCAGUCAGUCAGUGGCGACGUUGACACUGACUUCUUAUCAUCUCACUAGGGAAAUUAUUCAAUCCAGAAGCAUUUGUUCAUCAAGAACAAAGAGGCGUAAACAAGUGGCUCCGCGGGUGAUCGGUCAGUCAGUGUUCUGCGAAGCUUUGUGAAGUGUGAAUAAUUGGAUGAGCUGGAGUUGGCUGUGAUUAUAGUACUCUGAACAGUAAAGACUAUUACCAAGUGAAAACAGAAGGGUGCCGUAAUGCGUUGGGUUGAUAGUGGCGUCUAUGCAGGGGUUCUAGGCCUCCUGCUACUGCUCCUACAGCAUGAGCUGGUAACCGGUCAGAUAUUCUACUAUCAACCGGAACAGGUUCACCUGGCCUUCGGGGAAUCCACAAACGAGAUAGUUGUGACAUGGAGCACUAUGACGGCCACAAACGAGUCGAUAGUCGAGUACGGUAUCGGAGGAUAUGCGUUGAGUGCAACCGGAACCGAGGAGAAGUUCGUGGAUGGAGGUUCCAAGAAGCAUACUCAAUACAUCCAUCGAGUUGUGCUUCGAGAUCUGCAACCAUCUUCGCGGUAUGAGUACCACUGCGGAAGUCGAGUAGGCUGGUCACCGGAGUUCUACUUCCACACGGUUCCGGACGGAUCGGAUUGGUCUCCUUCGCUGGCCAUCUUCGGCGACAUGGGCAACGAAAACGCCCAAUCGAUGGCACGUCUUCAGGAGGAUACCCAGCGGCACAUGUACGAUGCCAUUCUGCACGUCGGGGACUUUGCGUACGACAUGAACACGGACAACGCCCUGGUCGGAGACCAGUUCAUGAACCAGAUCCAGUCGAUUGCGGCCUACACGCCGUACAUGGUGUGCGCCGGGAAUCACGAGGAGAAAUACAACUUCUCCAACUACCGAGCCCGCUUCAGCAUGCCCGGCCAGACGGAAAACAUGAUGUACAGCUUCAACCUGGGUCCGGUGCACUUCAUCGGGUUCUCCACCGAGGUGUACUACUUCAUGAACUACGGCCUGAAGACCCUGAUCAACCAGUACGAGUGGCUGCGGCGCGAUCUGGAGGAGGCCAACCGGCCGGAGAACCGCGCCCAGCGGCCCUGGAUCGUCACCUACGGACACCGGCCCAUGUACUGCAGCAAUGAUAACGAUAACGAUUGCACCCAUAGUGAGACGCUGGUUCGGGUGGGCCUGCCCUUCACGCACUGGUUCGGCCUGGAGGACCUCUUCUACGAGUACGGCGUGGACGUGGAGAUCUGGGCCCACGAGCACUCGUACGAGCGGCUGUGGCCCAUCUACGACUACAAGGUCUACAACGGUUCCCACGAAGAACCGUACCGGAACCCGCGGGCCCCGGUCCACCUGGUAACGGGGUCGGCUGGCUGCAAGGAAGGCCGUGAACCAUUCAUCCGCAAGAUCCCCGAAUGGAGCGCUUUGCAUAGCCGCGACUACGGCUACACCCGGAUGAAGGCCCUGAACCGGACCCAUCUCUACUUUGAGCAGAUUUCCGUCGACAAGGAGGGAGCCAUUAUCGAUUCGUUCACCAUCGUCAAGGAUCGGCACGUCCCGUACCGGCAGCUGUUCGAGGAGGAUGACGCGAAGAAGGAUAACUAGGACGGACGGCUUUCUUUCCAUUGAAGGUACUUUUACAGAGUGGAACAAUUGUUAUAUAUUUCACGAUAUUCUUACACAAGGGUCGAUCUAUCGGAGGUUUUUAGUACUUUAGCAAUAAGGAAGGUAAUCGGUUACCAAAACAGUAUAGAUCUGAACCAUUUACACAUACACACAUUCUCUAGUUGGGAAAUAAAACUCAAUAUUCAACACUAUGGCUUAUCACAGUUUGGUGUUAAAAAUAGUUUCGUUUUCUUCUCGCACAAUAUCACCUACUUAAGUAGAAACCUAAUGGCAGCUUUUGUGUUAUACUUUUAUGUUAAAAAAUCAUUUUCGGGUAAUAAAAAAAAAAUGGCAUGCAACUGGAAUCUAACGGGGUUGGUUUUACCUUAAACUAGUGAGACGAUUUCCGUCAGAUCUGACACUCAAUUGAAUUGAAAAAUU